Maudiozyma saulgeensis is the source of this 402-nucleotide messenger RNA. The record is from the annotation of a GenBank genome assembly. Lineage: Eukaryota; Fungi; Ascomycota; Saccharomycetes; Saccharomycetales; Saccharomycetaceae.
AUGUCAGGAGGUAAAGCACACGGUGGUAAAGGUAAGACAGGUGGUGAUUCAGCUGCUUUAGGGGCUCAAUCAUCUUCAGCUAGAGCAGGUUUACAAUUCCCAGUCGGUAGAAUUAAGCGUUAUUUGAAGAGAAACGCUAGCGGUAAAGUUAGAGUCGGAUCUAAAGCUGCCAUAUAUUUAACUGCUGUCUUAGAAUAUUUGACCGCUGAAGUAUUAGAAUUAGCAGGUAAUGCCGCUAAAGAUUUAAAAGUUAAAAGAAUUACACCAAGACAUUUACAAUUAGCUAUCAGAGGUGAUGAUGAAUUGGAUUCUUUGAUUAGAGCUACUAUUGCAUCUGGUGGUGUCUUACCACAUAUUAAUAAAGCUUUAUUAUUGAAAGUUGAAAAAAAGACUAGAAAGUAA